Stegastes partitus (bicolor damselfish) is the source of this 2655-nucleotide messenger RNA. RefSeq names its product coiled-coil domain containing 191 (gene ccdc191). Bases 1 to 2655 code for a protein of 884 amino acids. NCBI's taxonomy places the organism in Eukaryota, Metazoa, Chordata, Actinopteri, Pomacentridae. The transcript has 17 exons. The record is from RefSeq and is a predicted model, not a curated record.
AUGACAUUCCCAGGUCACAAUCCUCACCUGUUUAGGUGGAGAAGGCACGGAUCUGCAGGCAAGGUAAGUCUAAAGAAUGGCGACAUCGAUCAGUGGAGAAAGCGGGUGGAGAUGGCCUCUGAGUUUGCUGUAUCGGAAGUCUUCUCCCACAAGAAACCUCAUUCAGGAAUCAGCAGUCUGGCUGUACCACUGCAAAGCUCUGAACAGUUGAGAGAUCAUGAUGAUGCUUACAGUGAAGCUCAGGCUCUUUUAGGUGACUGGUUGAACAGUAAGUUGCGGCUGGAGCUGGAGAUGGAGGACGAAGAUGAUCUAAUGUGCUCUGUUGAGAAAACAAGCCCUGCUGCACUGGCUAGUGCUCAGCCUUCUGCUCUGAGCUACAACAACUUCGAUGAUUUUUAUAACCGCUUGGCUGAGGAAGAAGAACAAUCUGCUGUAAACAGCUUCCUACAAGGCCUAAUGGAGCAAGAUGUGUUGGACUCCGGGAUGAUCGAGGAGUUGGCACUGGAUGCUCAGCAAAUGAGGAAGAAAUUGAGAAACCCGAUCAUCACCAUGGAAGCACGACACCAACAGGUGCGAGAGAACAGGGCCCGGCGGGAGGCUGAGAGACUGAGGCAGCAGAGAGAGAGGGAGGCUCAGCGGGGCUCCAGAGAGGAGGCGAAGAGGAGGGAGCGAGACAUGGAGAUGAGGAAGAGGCAGGAGGAACGUAGGCAGGAGGAGAUGGUGCAGCAGGAGAUGGUGAGACUGCGACGCCAGAUGGAGGAGAGGAGAGGCCUGGAACAGCUGGUUCGACAGAGGGAAAGGGAAAAAGCAGAAGCACUGAGGGCAGUCAGAAGCCUACAGUCAGCCCCAACACUUCUCACAAAGCAGCAGCAGAAGAACACUGAGCAACUAUAUCAAGAACAGAAGAUUCAAGCAAAGAUUCACAUGAGCAACCUCAAGUGUCUGCAGAGGCAUUUUUCCGGAUGGUACUCAGUGGUGCUGGACCGGAGGCUCCGUAUGGGGAAGGCACUGGCCCUCUGUGACUGGAAGAGGCAGCUGAGGGCAUGGCGAGCGUGGCGAGCAGUGGUGUGGGAUAAACAAAAGCAGGGAGAGGUGGCAAGGACAGAGGAGGCACUCCGAACUGAAAACAGACAAUGUCAGCUGGCCGUGGAAAGUGACCGAAGGCGGUUGCUACGGCGAUGUCUGAGUGAGUGGCAGCUAUGGUGUCGGAUGGAGAAGGAACAACGGGAGCUUUUGGCCCGGCAGCAGGAAACCAAACGAAAGAUGGCUGCCUUAAUCAGUGCUGCAUCAACAGGCAAACUCAAGGCCACAGAAACCCCCACUUAUCAGCUAUAUAUGGCCCCACCAGAGGCACCGAGCCAACCUGAGACCACAGAGAAGGAAGAUCACCACAGUUCAGGCACUGAAGCCUCUGCAGUACGUCAGGAUCAGCCCGUCGUGGCCCGGCCCUCUCAGCCCUGGCAGGUCACCCGACGUCAUGCGACACCCACUUCUGCUGAACUCCGCCAAGCACGACAAAGAGGGGAGGGCAGUGGCUUCGCCUCUUCAAAAACCACCACGUCACCAGGCAGCAGGUUUGAAAACAGACAUGAGGCCCAGCAGCAGAUCAUCACACAGCAGAGGAAGCUGCUGAAGGAACAACAGGAGCAAAUUUCCCGGCUAAAGGAGGAGCAGAACAGGAUGGGCUUGGAGCUGGACAUAGAGAAAGCUGCACAGCUUAACCAGCUUGCUGUGCGAGGAGGCUCGAGACUAGAGAGCUGUGAUUUUGACCCCAGGGAGCAGAGGGCACCAAGAGUUACUGGAGAACCUGACAAUCAGCUCGCACCUUCAAGGAAAGCUGUCACAUUGCAGACGUGUCCCCAUCCAGUCAUCAAAGCCAUGGAGGCCCGUGCACGUCAGCGCGCAGAGCGGAGGAAGGAAAUCGAGGAACUCAAGAGACGGAAAGAAGAAGAAAAGCUGGCUGAGAUGAAAGCCGCCGAGGAGCAGAGGCAGAGGGAGGAGGAGGAGGAGAAACGCAAAGCGGCAGAAAAGCGGAGGGAGGAGAAAAGGCUGGAGAAAGAGAGGGAAGAGGAGAGACAAAGGCAGCUGAAAAGGCAAAAGGAGCUCCUAAAGGUGGCCCGCCAACACUACAACAGGACCCUGUUGCUACGGCGAGGCCUGGCGCCGUGGAAACGCCUCAUUCAGUUCAGACAAGCCAACAUGGAGCUGGCCGAGAGACAUCACAAUCUCUUCCUCCUGAGGCGCUGCGUACGAGGCUGGCAGCAAUCAGCAAGAGAGUCCCUGUCUGAGAAGGAAGCUUCUGCUGACCAACUGCACCAGCACUUUUUGCUUCGGAGGAGCUUAAGCCGCUGGAAAAGACUGAAAGACCUGCGGUUAAUUCAAGAGGAGCGAGCCGAGCGUUUUUAUCGCGCGCACACUCUGAGGAGGAUUCUGCUCGCACUGCUGGACCAUGUGACCCAAGAGAGGCUGGUGGAGUGGGACCGUCAGGAGCUGGCUCAGGAGCACAAUAGCAGACGGGUGCUGCAGCGAUGUUUCCUGGCCUGGAGGCAGCUUCCAUGUCUGCUGCGCCGGGAAAGGGAGAGGGACGAGCGGCGGGAGAAGCUGGGGCGGAAAGUGACUGAGGUUCUGCCUGAUUUCUGCUCCCAUCCACUGUAA